UCAAUAAUUUGACCAAAAAUAAGCAAUCCACUCUGUUUCAAGCUGUCAACAAAACAUGUCGUCGUCUUCUUCUUCUUGCCAAUAAAAACAUUCUUGGUUUAGGAAAUAAAUCUCCUGAUAAUAAGAAGAAAACGCGUAGGGGACUAGAGAAGCAAUGAUGAUUCGUGUUGUUCUUCUUCUUUGUUUCGUUGUCACCAUCCCUGCCGUAGUAUUCUCGGACGAUGAGACUAUAUAUGAGAUCCUCCAGGAGAACGGACUGCCGUUGGGGAUAUUUCCUAAAGGCGUGAAAGAUUUUAUAUUCAACGGCGAAACGGGACGGUUCUUGGUUUAUUUGAAUCAGUCGUGCGAUGCUAAAUACGAGACGGAGCUGCAUUAUGACGAGAAUAUUACGGGGACGAUAGGUUACGGUGAGAUCAGGGACUUGUCGGGAAUCUUGGCGCAAGAUCUGUUCCUUUGGUUUCCGGUUAAAGGGAUACGAGUCGAAGAACCUAGCUCCGGUCUCAUUGUUUUUGACGUUGGCGUAGUUCGCAAGCAAUACUCGUUGUCUUUGUUCGAGACGCCUAGGGAUUGUGUAGCUGUUCGUGGUGAAAACAAGGUUCAGUCAUCUGUAUUUCCAUUGUAUCAAGUAGAUCAAACUCUCGGGAGAGAUGUUAUUUAGCCGGAGUUUGAAAGGAAUGUUGUUAUAAUAUUAUACAAGAAAGAUAGACAGAUGCUCUCAUCAAUUCUUGAAGAUUUUAAACCUUUUUGGUCUCAAGUCAUUAAAAAAAAAACUCAAGGUUCAUUGUAUUCCUCCUCAGUCUAGGGAUUGGAUUCUCAUAUUGUGAGGGACUGAACUGAGAAAAGUAAGAUAAAAAGAACAAUAUCUACUUGUUUUUUGAGAGAUGGUAAAAGAAUGGAUCAGUUUUUAAUAAGGUGAUGAAUGUUCUUUUUUUUGUC
Molecule: messenger RNA, 936 nt
Organism: Brassica napus (rape)
Lineage: Eukaryota; Viridiplantae; Streptophyta; Magnoliopsida; Brassicales; Brassicaceae
Exons: 2
Coding region: 155-658 (167 amino acids)
Source: RefSeq, a predicted model, not a curated record